This is a messenger RNA of Alligator mississippiensis (American alligator), 7549 nucleotides long. It is a transcript of the gene IMPG2, whose product is annotated as interphotoreceptor matrix proteoglycan 2. The transcript has 19 exons. The coding region runs from base 347 to 4642 and encodes 1431 amino acids. The record is from RefSeq and is a predicted model, not a curated record. Gene Ontology annotation, molecular function: heparin binding; hyaluronic acid binding. Gene Ontology annotation, biological process: visual perception. NCBI's taxonomy places the organism in Eukaryota, Metazoa, Chordata, Crocodylia, Alligatoridae.
AGCUUGGUGUACAUUCAAACCAUUGAACAGUUUUGUUUUUGAAGGUGAAAUAUUGAGGUCAUCUUGAAUUAAGCUUUUGCGAUGUGUUUGUAUGAGACCAAUUGCUGGAUGACCCAAACAUACAUUCCCUUGAUCAGAGGGAGGUUUGCCAAGCAGCUGAAAUCGGUAAGAGAGACAGAUGCAACUUCCUCUGUAAAUAGCAAGGUGCACCUGAGAAGAAAAUUUGGCCCCUUUAAAAAAAAUAAAAAAAUAUAUGUAUAUCCAAAGAACAUGGCCUUUUUGUCCAAAUUCUAAGGUCCUUAGUUAAAACUUCGCUCAGGAGUCAAUUGAUGGCUUACUUGAGUCAAUGACGGCUGAUUGUAUUGCCCAGAGAUCAGGAUGUUGUAACCAUCUCAGUUGCAAUGCUUACAUAGGAUUUAAUUUUUCAGCAGAAGCUUAUCCAACUGCAGAAAAAGCCCAAGUAAAGGAUGAUGCACCAACACCUCAGAGCAAUGGCUGGCGAUUAGGAAGUCCUUCCCUGUCCCUUGAGUCUAAAAGACUUGCUGACUUCUCAGAAAUGGAACAACUCAACCGACAUUCACUGCUUCGAAGGAAGAGGUCCAUCAUGUUUCCCAGUGGAGUUAAAAUAUGUCCUGAUGAGACAGUUGAGGAAGCUAUUGCCAACCAUCUAAAAUACUUCAGACUCAGAGUGUGCCAGGAAGCAGUUUGGGAGGUCUUUAAAACAUUUUGGGAUAGACUUCCAGAGCGUGAAGAGUAUCAGAGCUGGAUGAGUCUGUGUGAGGAAGGAAGAAUGAGCAUAUUUGAAAUGGGCACCAACUUCAGUCAGUCUGAAGAGCACCGGAGCCUGAUUGUGAAGAAAUUGCCUUCUGCAAAAGAAGCACUGAGUGGUUUGUGCAAAGAUUUGUCCUGUGGCUCUGGAAUGCCAACAGCUUCUCCAGCUGAUGAUGCUACCACUUUGAGAGAUGCAGCUGCUAAUGUUCCUGCCCCUCAUGAGGUUUCCAUCGAAAGUCCUUCAGACAGUACCUUCAUCAAGACUGAAGACUUGGACAAUAGUAUCAACAAUGAGAUAAAGAAGGAAGAUGAAAAGCUGGUGAAACCUACACCUGAGCAGAUGAUUGAAUUUAGCAUUAUUAUUUCUGGAGAGAAGUACAGUGAGGAGCUGAGAGACCCAUCCACUGUACAGCACCAACUACUCUCAGAGCAGUUUACUUCCCAGGUCCAAAAUGCAUAUGAAGGAUUACCUGGGUUCAAGAAUAUCCAUGUGCUAGAAUUCAGGUCUCCACAGGAUGACAGUGGUGUGGAAGUUUACUAUGCUGCUAUUUUUGAUGGCAAAGCCAUCCUUAAUGCCACCUGGGAUCUAAUUAAUCUUCAGUCCAACAAAGUGGAGGAUGACACCUUCGCGGAGAUAGGCGAUAGCCCAACUGUUGUAUACACGAUCAAUGACUUCCGAGAUUAUAUUGCUGAUAUACUUCAAAAGAAUUCUUUCCUUGAAAACAUCUCUUUGGCUUUGGACCCUGAUUCUCUGCAGCUCAUUAAUGUAAAAGAAAUUCUCUCUCCUGUACCUGAAGAACCAUCUUGGAAUACUGAAAAUCCAAUUGUUCUUGAACCUGCAGAAUCUGAUGUCGAUAAGCCCCUUUUAGCUGAGUGGCCUUCAGCAGAUGAAUUGACUAUCAGCAAUAUCUUGCCACUUGAUUUCACUGAACCAGAUUUCACCCUUGAAGAUGAACAGUCUAAUGGCAAUGCAAUAUGGUUAAGGCCAGAUAACUUGGACUCUGAGAAUAACUUCAAUUCAACACCAAAAAUUCCAAUCAUCUCUGAAGCUGACACUACUUCUUCCCCCGAUGAGCUGGUUCUAGAGGAGACCAGCCAGAUCUCACAUUUAGUCACCCCAUCAACAUUAGAUGGUGGAUUUCCUGUAGACUAUCAUGAAUUCCUUUCUAUCCCUGCAUCUUCAGAUGAUGGUCUUGAAGACAUUGGAGAAUCAGAAGGCUUUCUUUUUCCUUCAAGUCUGGCCCCUCACCUUGUGCCAAAGGAAAUGCCAGCCACAGGCAGUUCUGUGGUUCCUGUAACUUCUGUACCAACCAUGGCCUCUGUAUCAGUGAUAGAACCUAGUACUGAGGGAGAAAAGCAAGAUGAGAUCAAGCUUAUUGAUGUGGACUCCAUAUCCCAUGACCCCCUGAAAAGGGGUCAGUCCCAUUUAGAAGUGAAACCUCUGCAACCUGAUACAUAUCUUGGAGGUAAAAUUAUAUAUGAGGAUGGAUCAGGUUCAGCUUUUGAUGCUUCAGGACAAGGACAAGAGCCAGAAUCAAACAUUUGGCUAUUGGAUGCAGCAACACUAGAGCCAAUUUCUGAUCCUCUUCCUGAUCGCUGGCUUGAUGGUGAUAAUGAAUCUCUGUUAAUCAGAGCUGAGGAUCCUCCUGAAGAACUGAUCAUAGAUUAUAUCAUUAACUCAGUGGAGGAAUUACACAGUCAUUCUACUGAGGAUGAGGAUGAAAGCAUGACUGGUGCAAGAAAGGAAUUAUUUGAUGGCUCUGAAACAAAGACACCCACUUUUUCAGAGGCUACAACUCAGCAGGUGCCUCCAUCAGAGACAGAAGAAGUGCUGGAUGUAGAACUGUUCCUGCAAACAUUUGAGGCUUCAGGCAUGCUUGAUCAUUCAUUUACUGAGCCAUCCCUUGCCGUGAAGCCUUCAGUAGACUAUUCUUCUUUAGACAUGCUUGAUGAAGAGGCCUCUCUCCCACCCCAGGAAAUAGAUUUCUCUUCAGAAGAUCAUUUUGUUACCUCUACAGUGAUAUAUAACUUGGAACAUUCUGAGGACUCCAGUGAGGAUCAUCAAAUCAUUUAUGAAGUAGCAGGAAACCAAAAUGAGGAUGGGGCAAAGUUGGAAGUAGUGUUCACAGUCAGCCACUCAGAUAUAGCUGUUCCAACAGGACAAGCAGAUAUGGGUUCUUCACAGACUGGGCCCCCUGAGCCAGAAAUAAUUCAGACAGCUGCUCCUUCUAUGGAAGCAAUAGUCACUGACAUUUCUGUAGAGGAGCAACAAUCUCCAGAGUCACUAUGGACAGUAGAGGAAGGUUCUGGAUUAGUUCCCCUGAAACCAUUUGAUAUUGAGUUGGCUGACAAUACUGGGAAGGCAUCUGAGCAUGAGUUUCUUGAAUCGCAACAAUCUGAAGCAGCAACUGCCGUUGAAAUCUCAACCAUAGUUCCUUAUUUAUUAGAUGUAACUAGCGGCUCAGAGGCCUUCACUGGGCAGGCCAGUACGGAACAUGAUACUCAAGCCCCUAUUAGCUUUGACACUGAAGUUAGCUUGUUUGCAGCAGUGACUGUAACAAAGAAUCCUAUUGAUCUUCUCUCGGAUUUCCCUACUGCACAGCCUACAAUACUUCAGCCUACGGCUAGCUCAACAACACAGGGAGAGGACAUGACUACAAGAGUAGGGGACAUUUCUGUGGAGCUGGAUCAUGUAGGCACAAUAUACUACACUCCUGUGGUCAACCAGGAGGAAAGCAGCAUGACUAGCAGUCACAUGGAGCUAUCUACAAAUGCUCAUUCUACUGUGAGAGCCAGUGUCGCUUGGCCCACUCAUGAAAAUCACAUCAAUACUGCCCCAUCUUCACGAGCUCUAGUGGUGUUCUUUAGCCUACGGGUUACCAACAUGAUGUUUUCAGAGGACCUAUUCAAUAAAAAUUCCCCUGAAUAUAAGGCACUGGAGCAACGGUUUUUAGAACUGCUGGUUCCCUACCUCCAGUCAAAUCUAACAGGCUUCCAGAAUCUUGAAAUCCUAAACUUCAGAAAUGGUAGUAUUGUGGUGAACAGCCGAAUGAAGUUUGCAAAACCUGUGCCUCGUAAUGUCACCAAUGCUGUAUAUAUGAUUCUGGAAGACUUCUGCAAUACUGCCUAUCAGACCAUGAACCUGGCUAUUGACAAGUACUCCCUGGAUGUGGAAUCAGGAGACCAGGCUGAUCCUUGCAAAUUCCAGGCAUGCAAUGAGUUCUCUGAAUGUCUAGUGAAUCGCUGGACUGGGGAGGCAGAGUGUGUCUGUUUUCCUGGCUACCUAAGCAUAGAUGGAUUACCCUGUAACAGCAUCUGUGACCUGCAACCAGACUUUUGCCUCAAUGAUGGGAAGUGUGACAUCAGCCCAGGACACGGAGCCAUAUGUCGAUGUCGUGUGGGAGAGAACUGGUGGUACCGGGGAGAGCAUUGUGAAGAGUUUGUCUCAGAGCCACUGGUUGUGGGUAUUGCAAUUGCUUCAGUGGCUGGAUUCCUUCUUGUGGCAUCUGCUGUCAUCUUCUUCUUAGCCAGGACCCUUCGAGAGCAAUACACAAAAAAUGACAGUGAAGACUCAUUAGGGGGACGUGACAGCCUCUCCUCCCUUGAAAAUGCAGUCAAGUACAACCCCAUGUACGAAAGUGACACUACUGGACAAAGCCAAUACUAUCGCAGAUACCCACAGGUGACAUCCUACAGCUCUACCAGUGGAGACACAUCCACGGAUUACAGCAGUGAAGAGAUAAGGCACAUUUAUGAAAACAGUGAGCUUACUAAGGAGGAAAUUCAGGACAGAAUACGGAUUAUUGAGCUUUAUACCAAAGAUCGGCAGUUUGCGGAGUUUGUUAGGCAACAUCAAAUGAAGCUGCUUUAAAAAAACACCUUGAAACCAGUAGAAAGCUUGUGGGAGAUGAAGAGAACCUCAUUCCCAUAGUAAUGGGCACAGAUGUAACUGCAAAGUUACUUAUAUUCUUUUUCUUGCAUGGAUUGUAACACUACUGGAUGGGUACAGAUGUUUUCUAAAUGAAUGACUAAAUGUAGCGAUGCCCAUUUAUCUCGAUUUUCUCUGGCUUUUCUGCAUGCCGUUACAUUCCUAGGUGGUGACCAGAAGUUGCAGAGAUCAUGAAAGUUCAUUUUACUUACUUUAAAGCAGGAAGAAGCAUUUUUUGAGCUGGAUUUUAAAGUGUGUACGUAUGAUCAUACCCCACACGGAUUCUUCCCUUGGUACAUGAAGGCAACGUUUAAAAUGAAAUGAGCUUUUAAAAUUCUUCUUAUGUGUUUCUCCCAUCCCUCAUGGGGGGCGUUUAGUGGUUUCUAAGGUAAAGUAACAGCGGGAGAAAAUAAUUGUGAUAUAAGUGAGAGUUCUGUAGGAUGUUACUGUUUCUGCUCAAGUGACAUUAGCACUAUUUAAGACAGUCCGGUUAUAAACACAGAAGAUGCAUAGAGUUACGCAGCUAGAGAAAUGGAUAGCUAGCUGAGUUAACCUUUUUUGUCUCUGACAGUCACAUGCUGCAUAACAGCAUUUAGCUUAGAGUGCUCAUAAGGAAUCUCACAUCCCACUGUAUUCCUUAUCUUCAACAAUGCUGGCAUUCAACUACUUCACUUGUCUCUUUGUGAGAUAAUGCAAUACUUCAACAAAGGUAUUUGCCACCAAAACACAUACUACACAUAAUGAAUACAUUCUGUUUCUGUUCUUUCUUGUUAGAUGAACACUUGGAACAAAAAGGGCUAAAUACCUCCCCUCCCCUUCUCUUCCUUCCCCCCCCACAAAAUAUUGUGUAAAGAUAAUUUUUUAAGUGACUAAUGUUUUUUUUUAUCAUGAUGUUAUUUGGACUGUAGACAAUUUUUUUAAAUUCUGAUUUUGUAGAUUAGUAAGCACAUUAUUUAUUGUACUUUCCUACCGAUUGGCUAUUUUCAUAAUGGAAAUAAUUGCUCUUUAGAAAGAUGAAUAUUUCACUACACCAAACUGACAUGCAAACUCAACUCUAGUUCUUUAUUCCUUUGGCACUGAAUCUUUUAAAAAUUGUGAGCCUUUAGGUUUUAGAUGAAAGCUGAGCAAAUGCUCAUUAAAAUUCAGCUUACUAAUAUUUUAUCACUAUUAACUGAAUAAUGCAUUAGCCAUUCAUCAGGUCCAAUUCAAAAUAGACCCUAUUUUUUAGUCAAAUUGUACUAUUUAACAAUGCGUAUAACUGUCAGUUUUGCCUACUGUGUUUCAGAUGGCAGUAGGCUCCAAUGGAAAAAAGUGACCUCAUUUCUGGCUUAGUGGAAGCUCAAUGUAAGAGUCUUGAAAAAAAAAUUAAGAAAAACGUAACUUUAGACUGGAAAAUGGUAUAAUCACUUAACACAGAGAGAAAAAAAACACGUGGUCUAUUCAUAGUAGCAGAGAUUGUAUGGAGAUAUGCUUCAGAGACAAUGUUUUGGGCUCCUCUGAGCCCUUAAAGCCAAUAAACUGUAUACCUACUACCAUGAAGAGAAAGGAGACUCCAAGUACAGAUGUCAUGAGACUUUUGGUCAGUCACAUCUCUGGUAUUUAAUAAUGGUCAUCAACAUUUUCUACCUGCUUUAAUAAUGACUGUUUUAUUACAAGUUGUGUUUUUAACCUUUCACUGGCAAAUAAGGUUGGCUUUUUACCCAAGAUCCAACAGUCUAGGCCUAGGAGUGCCAACCACACCAUCCAGUACUUUUCCAAAACCUUUUACAGCUUGGUCAUGGCACGAGGUACUAAGUUAGACACUUAAGCUGAACAAGAGGGCAAGCAGGUUCCUUAAAGUUUAAAGAAUAUACUUUGAGUUAAUUCCACUAGCAAUCCUUAGCAUGUCUGAGGGGAUUUCACCAAAAUGGCGGGUUAUCCUCCCUUAUUUCAGUGCCAGGGGUACAGAUUCAUAGCUCCAAUUAUUAAGUAUCCAGAAAAAUUCAAGCACUGGCAAGAAAUCAGUUUGCAACUGUCAAAGUAAGCAAGCUACAAUAAUAUAGGACAGUGUUCAUUGAUUAGGUGGUGCUUAGUAAGGCUGGAGGCCAGAUGCAGUGGAGAGCCAGUAGGUGCUGUGCACUGCCUACAUAAUCCAGCCUUUAAAGCUGACUUCAGCUGCCCAAGCAGACUCUAGAGCAGUAAAGGGAUGAACCUCUGGUGAGUAUAGAGCUAACAUAAAAUGGCAGCACCAGGGAAGAUUGAGACAGAUAGGACAUCUGUGUAAUAAGAUAGUCUUCACUUACUGCUUCGAGCCCCUGUGGCCAUCACAAUGCACUAUAGUGAGGAUAGGUACAAAGCUGAGUGUUGCGUUACUGUUGUUCAGCAUUCUCUUGCUUGCAUUUCUGUGUGGUUGCGACCAAGAAUCUGGUCUCAAACUGUAUUCGUCUAUGAAGUGGUGCAUUUUCAGUUUGGUGUGUGGAGAACAAGCUGUGCCCCUCCACCCAGUGGCUGCUUCUUGGUACAUUGACAUUUUAUUUUGUAAUGCAGAGGGAAGGUUAAAAUUAGAGAACAGUCUGAAUGUCACAUUUGUACGGUACCAAAACUUAAGGGAGAAGAAUGCACUGGAAAUCUGUAAGCUUUCUAAUUAUCUCCUGGUCUUUAAUGAGUUGAAAUGAAAACUGCUGGUAAGCAACUGAAUUUUGCAAAUUGGACCCAUCUGUAAUUAAAUCUAUACGUUAGUAUAGUAUCCCUUAGCACAACCGUAGAGGAAGGGAAGAGGAGGUAUUUCAUUGUAUAUACAGUGAAUAUUUUUCUUUUUAUAUAUGAUGGUGUCUUAUUUUCACUGCAAUAAACUUUUUGGUUUCAAGACUC